Molecule: messenger RNA, 447 nt
Organism: Linepithema humile (Argentine ant)
Lineage: Eukaryota; Metazoa; Arthropoda; Insecta; Hymenoptera; Formicidae
Source: RefSeq, a predicted model, not a curated record
AUGGGCGAUGAUCUGCCAGGUUUCAGGGUUUGCAAGGCUAUCGGGGAUAAAUUGAUAGAUUGGGUAACCAGGGGUCACGGCUGGGUCACAUUUCAUAUGGCUCAGCUAAUUACCGAUCAUGGUUGCCUGAAUAGUUAUCUAUACAGAAUAAACAGGGUGGAUGGGGCAAUGUGUUCCCACUGUUUCUGGGGGAAUGACGACGCCCAGCACACCCUACAAUUUUGCGAGGCUUGGGAAAAUGAGAGGAAUGACCUGAAGAGAUCAAUCGGGAAUGAUCUUAGUUUAAGAAAUAUUAUAAGUGCUAUUUUAGAUGAUAAUGAAAAAUGGAAGGCCUUUGCCAAAUUUUGCACAGUAGUUAUGUCUAAGAAAGAAAAAGCGGAACGUGAAAGACAGCUGUUGGACCGUCGGCAGAGAAUUGGGUAUCCCGACAAUGAUCUCUCGGACUGA